Molecule: messenger RNA, 345 nt
Organism: Lactuca saligna
Lineage: Eukaryota; Viridiplantae; Streptophyta; Magnoliopsida; Asterales; Asteraceae
Source: the annotation of a GenBank genome assembly
AUGAUGUUGAAGGAGAAGGAGAAGUACGAACCUGUCAUCUCCUACCUCCAAAUCAUGUUGCAGUAUUACAUUCAACAGAUUGGUGAGAUGGAUGUCGAGAUAGUUGUGUCUAGGGAACGAACUGGAGCUGACUUUUGCAAGUCUUGCUUCUUUCUCCCCGACAAACAUAUGUACACUACUUCUUUUCUUGAGUUUAUUUUGGACUUGGUGACAAAAUUCAAGGGAAACAGUAAGCAGGAUCUCAAGUGCUUCUCUGACAUGGUCUUAUGGCACAUUCGCAUUCACAAUCUGUUGUUGAGCUUCAUUCUGAAAAUUUAUGAAGUGCAGAAGCGAAUUCAAGGAUAA